AUCUACUACUCGAUCCACUCUCAGUAGUCGCUCGGCUUGCUGGCUUACUCACAAACAGGUCAGGAGGAGCCUGUACGAGCCGGAACAAGCGGCGACGAUAAUAUCAAUCUCUGGAGAUUGUCGGCCGUUUCGUAAACUUUUAGCGCAGCCUUAUUCUUCGGGCAGCUCAAGUUAGGAGGAACGUGAACGGUGUCGAUCGAGUUCCAUGCGUACGUCUGUUGGUCCAGGAUGAAAGUGGCCCCCGUGCACGGCCAUGCCAUCGACGAAGAACUUGACACUCUUCGACUACCGUCAACGUCGACGACGAACUCGACCACACUCGUUAAAGAUAAUAGAACCGACUUCAAAGUCGUCUAUGUGAACGGUUGCGACGACGUGACUAUGACAGGCGAUCAAAAUGGCCAGGACAAGAAUAACGCCGUCGCUACGAUCUUUGGAGCAGUUCUACUGUUCAUGAGUGCGGUCUUUGCGAAAAUAUUCCACGGCUUGAACCGCUGCCGUCCUGUGAGACCCGCACCACCCGAUCGCAACGAGGAGACAUCGCUCAGUGCCGUCGAAGUCGAACGUAUCGAAGACGAAUUACGGAAAACGCCGAAGAAACCCCAGAAAGCGAACGCACCAGUAUAUUGAGGGAAUCGAGAAGGAAUCUGGGAAUCAGACGGAGCUGACCAGAGGCGGGACUCCCAGAAGAGGUUUUUCGGAAGAGGGUCGACUCGAAAAGUAGUGCAAGGCCAUUCAUCGCCACCAGAUCUUUCGCCAUUUGUAUCGAGAUCAGUAUCAGCGUCAGAAACAAGGAGCAUAGCAGCAAAGAGGAGAACGUCCGGCGGAUCGGAGGACCUGCUCCGAGUGUUUGUCGUGAUGACCGAAGGAUUUUAGCAUUGCCGAAGUGAAAUGAGUUGUACAUAAGGUCCAUGCCUGUAUCCGAGCCAUGGUUAUAGAUUAGCGAAUUUUUGACGAAAGGGGAGACGAAUAAACGACGACUCCGAUGAUGCGAGCCCUCUCCAUU
Galendromus occidentalis (western predatory mite) is the source of this 1006-nucleotide messenger RNA. RefSeq lists its product as uncharacterized. NCBI's taxonomy places the organism in Eukaryota, Metazoa, Arthropoda, Arachnida, Mesostigmata, Phytoseiidae. The record is from RefSeq and is a predicted model, not a curated record. The coding region runs from base 229 to 630 and encodes 133 amino acids. The transcript has 2 exons.